This is a messenger RNA of Marchantia polymorpha subsp. ruderalis, 861 nucleotides long. The record is from the annotation of a GenBank genome assembly. Lineage: Eukaryota; Viridiplantae; Streptophyta; Marchantiopsida; Marchantiales; Marchantiaceae.
AUGUUGUCAAAACCUGUAUCGAACUACAAAAGCUCGUCAAGCGGUACUUUGAAAGAUCUCUGGGCUGUAGUGCGCACGGGCAGUGUACAUGACGUCGAGAUAGCUCAGCUCCAUUUGAAAAAACAAAAUGGGAACGUCAACAAGAAAAAUGCUUUUGGCUCCACUGCACUUCACAUUGCUUCCUUGAGGAAUCAUCUCCCUAUUGUGAGAAGGCUGUUAGCUGCCGGAGUCGAUCCUAACGCACGCGAUGGAGAAUCAGGAUGGAGCAGUCUUCAUAGGGCUCUUCACUUUGGCCACCUUGCUGUGGCUGGAUUGCUCAUUGAGGCUGGCGCAUCUUUGGUUCUUGAGGACUCCAAGGGCCUGACUCCUUCAUUGCUUAAUUCAACAUUUAUAUGUGCAAAGGAAGUGUUUAGUUGGGGCAACGGCGUCAAUUAUCAACUAGGAAUUGAAACCACCAGUAUCCUAAGAGUGCCAGCCCGUGUAGACGAUUUGCAAGGAUGUGACAUUGUUUCUGUUGCCGCAGCAAAAUUCCACAGCGUCGCAUUAACAGCUACUGGUGAAGUAUAUUCAUGGGGCUUUGGACGGGGCGGUCGUUUGGGACAUCCGGAUUUUGACAUUCAUAGUGGGCAGGUUGCAGUCAUCACUCCUCGCCAAAUUACGAACAGCUUUGGCUGUCGACCUGUUAGGGUAAUAGCUGUAGUGAAACACCAUAUUAUUGUGGCAACAGACGGUGGAGAAGCAUAUACUUGGAGUUCAAACAGAGAGGGCCGGCUUGGAACCCACACGUCGACACCCAGCCAACUCCCCGGGCGCGUGAAUACUUUGAAGGCCAAAGUGGUGAAAGUAGGGAGCAUCAAAUAA